This is a messenger RNA of Labeo rohita (rohu), 2103 nucleotides long. Its product is annotated as zinc finger protein 850-like. The transcript has a single exon. The annotation marks the transcript as partial. The record is from RefSeq and is a predicted model, not a curated record. Lineage: Eukaryota; Metazoa; Chordata; Actinopteri; Cypriniformes; Cyprinidae.
ACAAUUGAAGAGGGGGAGAACCAUCAUGUAAAAAUUGAAGAAACAUCCUCGUUGAAACAAAAAGACAAAAUAUGGUCUCAGUGUGAAAAGAGUCUCUUAUGCAAGCAAAAUCUUGAUGUUCACAUAAAAUGUCAUCUUGAAGAGAAGCUGUACACAUGUGAUCAGUGUGAAAAGACUUUCACAACAAAAGGAAACCUCAGAAAACACAUGAAUAUCCACACUGGGGAGAAGCCAUUCACAUGUGGUCAGUGUGGGAAGAGCUUCAGACUAAAAGUAAUCCUUAAAAAACACAUGAGUAUCCACGCUGGGGAGAAGCCCUACACAUGUGGUCAGUGUGGGAAGAGCUUCAGACUAAAAGCUACCCUUGACAAACACACAAGGAUCCACACUGGAGAGAAGCCAUACACAUGUGAUCGAUGUGGAAAGAGAUUCACACGAAAAGAAUACUGUGAUGCACACCUAAAAACUCACACUGGAGAGAAGCCCUACACAUGUGAUCAGUGUGGGAAGAGUUUCGCACAAAAAGGAGCCCUUAAUGUACACAUGAGGAUCCACACUGGAGAGAAGCCCCACACAUGUAAUCAGUGUGGAAAGAGUUUCAGACUUAAGCAACCUCUUAUUGAACACAUGAGGAUCCACACUGGAGAGAAGCCCUUCACAUGUGAUCAGUGUGGGAAGAGUUUCAGGAAAUAUGGUGGUUUUAAAAAACAUCUGCUUACUCAUUCUAGAGAAAGACAAGAAAACUGUCACCAAAGCAGUAGAAAAGUUUUUAGGGCAGAUUUCCGGAGGGACCACCUGAAAGUUCAUACGAAGGAGAAGCCUUACAUAUGUUAUUUAUGUGGAAAGAGUUUUAGUCAGAUGAUUGCAUUAAAGAUACACCAGAAAAGACACAGCGGUGUGAAGGAUAAUGCUUGCUCUCAGUGUGGGAAGACUUUUUUUACAUAUGGUGCAAUGAAAGUACACCAAAUAGUUCACACUACAGAAACACCUUACAAGUGUUCACACUGUGACAAGAGAUUCAAACGGGCAAUAUAUCUAAAAAUACAUGAGAGGAUCCACACUGGAGAGAAGCCAUAUACAUGUGAUCAGUGUGGGAAAAGCUUCAGACUAAAAGAAAUGCUUAAUCAACACAUGAUUAUCCACAAUGGAGAGAAGCAACACACAUGUGUUUACUGUGGGAAAAAUUUUGGACAAAAAGGAAACCUUAACAAACACAUGAAAAUCCACACUGGAGAGAAGCUGCACACAUGUGAUCAGUGUGGGAAGGGUUUCAUAGAAAAAGGAAACCUUAAAGAACACAUGAACGUCCAUACUGGAGAAAAGCCACACACAUGUGAUCAAUGUGGAAAGAAUUUCACACAAAAAGGAAGCCUCCUCAAACACAUGAAAAGCCACACUGGGGAGAAGCCACACACAUGUGAUCAGUGUGGGAAGAGUUUUGCUUUAAAAGCAACCCUUAACGAACACAUGGGAAUCCACACUACAGAAACACCUUACAAGUGUUCACACUGUGACAAGAGAUUCAAACGGUUAAAAUAUAUGAAAAAACAUGAGAGAAUCCACAAUGGAGAGAAGCCACAUACAUGUGAUCAGUGUGGGAAGAGCUUUGCACAAAAAGGAAACCUUAACAAACACAUUAAAAGGCACAGUGGUGAAAAGCCUCACACAUGUGAUCAGUGUGGGAAGAGUUUUACAAAAUCAAGUGUUUUCAAAGUUCAUCUGCGUACCCAUUCUAACCAUCACCAGAAAAGACAUAGCAGCGUUAGGGAUCAUAUUUGCUCUGAGUGUGGGAAGACUUUUUUGACUGAUAGUGAAGUGAAACAGCAUCAGACAGUUCACACUACAGAAACACCUUACAAGUGCUCGCACUGUGACAAGACAUUCAAACGGUCAACACAUCUACAAAUGCAUGAAAGGAUACACAUUAGAGAGAAGCCGUAUCAAUGCCAUUCUUGUGGGAAGAAAUUCACUCAAUUAUCUUCUCUUAUCUCUCAUAAAUUACAUGUGUGCAUGUCUGAAAUUAUAGUAAGUAGUUGAAGUCCUGAUCUGUAUAUCACUUAAUUUUUUUUAAAAUGUCUUUUUAAUAAACUUUGAGUAAACUAA